GAUUUGUUUCUAGCCUGAUUUAGCGGGAACCAAACUACGCCGUACAGUUCCACUAAAAUGACCCCCGCGGCCCCCAGGCCAGCCACAGCACCGGUAACUAGCUCGAGAUUCCCGGCGCAGGAGCCAAAGUGAAAGCAAAAAAGCUAAAAAUCGAAUCCAAUAGAGAGAGAAUGGCGACAAGAGAAAUGCAGAUGGAGGGAGAUCUAGAGCUGCUGAUACCAGUGGCUGAAAUUCCUGAUAAUGCAAAGUCCAAAACGUCGUCGCCUUCUUCUCCUAUCGUUGCUUCUUCUCAUCGUCUAUCUGGCCUCGAGGCACUAUCCACAGUUAUACGUAGCUGGGCUUCUAAAAAAUUCAUGACAGGAUGUGUCAUUCUUCUUCCAAUAGCUGUAACAUUCUACAUCACCUGGGGUUUUGUUCAUUUUGUGGAUGGUUUCUUCUCUCCGGUCUAUAAUCAUCUGGGGAUCAAUAUCUUCGGUCUUGGGUUUGCCACCUCUAUCACUUUUAUAUUCCUAGUUGGCAUUUUCAUGUCAUCAUGGCUAGGAACUUCUGUUCUGACUAUCGGGGAAUGGUUUAUCAAGAAAAUGCCGCUUGUAAGUUAUAUAUAUUCUGCAUCAAAGCAAAUUAGUGCUGCAAUAUCUCCAGAUCAGACCACUAAUGCCUUCAAGGAAGUGGCCAUCAUAAGACACCCUCGCAACGGGGAAUAUGCAUUUGGAUUUAUAACUUCAACGGUGAUUCUUCAGAGGAGCAUUGGUGAGGAAGAACUUUGCUGUGUCUAUGUGCCCACCAAUCACCUCUAUGUUGGAGAUAUAUUUCUCAUAAGUAUGAAAGAUAUCAUGAGGCCGAACUUGUCCGUUCGAGAAGGGAUUGAAAUAAUCAUCUCUGGAGGCAUGUCCGUACCUCAAAUAUUGACCACAAUGGAUGCACAAGCCAUUCCUGCAGCAAGACUUUCUAAAUACCCCUCAGCAAUAAUGUGACCAGGGACUAGCAUACGUUAGUUUUAGUUUAGUUAUUUAUUCAGAAAUAACACAUAACCAAUACCUCCUUUUAUGGUGCAUGCACAUGCUGCAUUAACUGGUCCUGCAUUCAAGCACUAAUCAGGCGUGCUCUGUGAACAACAUAUAGAGGAUUCAAUCUGCCAAUCACCAAUAAUGAAGAGGAUAACUGAUAUGAAAUUAUGAAGUUGAGGACCUUUAGUUAAAGUUGAUGGAGGUCAACUGCUUAAAUUCUUACGGCUUAUGUUGCAUUUUUCUUCUUUCAUCUACUUAUUGGAUUGUGAAAUGUAAAUAUAUCAGUUUUUCUUCUGUAA
This is a messenger RNA of Ricinus communis (castor bean), 1306 nucleotides long. RefSeq names its product protein LIKE COV 1. NCBI's taxonomy places the organism in Eukaryota, Viridiplantae, Streptophyta, Magnoliopsida, Malpighiales, Euphorbiaceae. The transcript has 6 exons. The record is from RefSeq and is a predicted model, not a curated record. The coding region runs from base 171 to 974 and encodes 267 amino acids. Gene Ontology annotation, cellular component: Golgi apparatus.